Camelina sativa (false flax) is the source of this 2103-nucleotide messenger RNA. NCBI's taxonomy places the organism in Eukaryota, Viridiplantae, Streptophyta, Magnoliopsida, Brassicales, Brassicaceae. The record is from RefSeq and is a predicted model, not a curated record.
AUGGAUAACCAACAGCACGACCCUCAUGCACCUGGUGCACAAAACAAUCUGCCACGCCAACCACGACACAUUGGCGCUGGUGAUGCUCCUAACACCCACACGCAGCGUCAGGGAAUUGUGCCUCCUUCCAUCCCAAACAAUAAUUUUGAAAUCAAGAGUAGUCUCAUCUCUAUGAUUCAAGGCAACAAAUUUCAUGGCUUGCCGAUGGAAGACCCUCUUGAUCACCUGGACGAGUUUGACAGGCUCUGCAGCCUCACAAAGAUCAAUGGUGUCAGCGAAGAUGCAUUCAAGCUGCGCUUGUUCCCAUUCUCUCUUGGUGACAAAGCACAUCAGUGGGAAAAAGCUUUACCUCAGGGAUCCAUCACCUCUUGGGAUGAUUGUAAGAAGGCUUUUCUUGCGAAGUUCUUCUCUAACUCGCGGACUGCUAAGCUCCGCAAUGCAAUCUCCAGCUUUGCUCAGAAAAAUGGUGAAACCUUCUGUGAAGCUUGGGAAAGAUUCAAGAGCUCCACUACUAAAUGUCCUCACCAUGGUUUCAGUCAGGAAUCCCUCCUUAGUACUCUCUACCGGGGCAUUCUGCCUAAGUUCAGGAUGAUGCUUGACACUACAAGCAAUGGCAACUUCCUGAACAAGGAUGUUGAAGAUGGUUGGGAGCUUCUUGAGAACUUAGCUCAAUCUGACGGGAACUACAAUGAGGAUUAUGAUAGGACUGUUAGGAGCAACAACGAUACUGAUGACAACACCAGGAAGGAAAUCAAGGCUCUUCAUGAGAAAUUUGACAGGAUUUUGUUGGGUCAACAGAAGCAGGUUAUUUCUGUCUGUGAAGCUGAGCAGAUACAGGUCCCAGAUGGGGGGGUUGAUCCAACUGAGGAGUUAUGCUACAUGCAGAACCAAGGUGGCUACAAUAGAGGUUUCAACAACUACAGAGCUAACCCGAAUCUCUCCUACAGAAGCACAAACGUUGCUAAUCCACAGGAUCAGGUCUACCCUCAGCAACAACAACCUCAACAACAGCAGGCGCAGCAGCCGCACAAGCCCUUCGUUCCUUACAACCAGAAUCAGAAUUUUGCUCCGAAGCAGCAGUACUUUCAACCACAGCAGCAGGGCAACAUGAGUGCACCUCCAGGUUUUCCACCUCAGGCACCACCUCCCGAUAUGACAACUAUGCUUCAGCAACUUCUUCAAGGACAAGCAGCUGGUGCUCAGGAUGUUGCCAAGAAGUUCUCUGAAGUGCAACAUAAUUUUCACGAUUUGAACACCAAAGUUGAGGCACUGAACUCUAAAGUGAAGUACCUAGAGAGCAACCACGCUACAACUUCCUCUGCAAAGCCUCAAGGCCAACUUCCAGGAAAAGCUAUCCAAAACCCGAAAGAGUACCACCAAGCUCAAAGUAUUACCCUUCGCAGUGGCAGAAAACUCCCAUCUCAAACAGGACCUACUGCAAUCACUGUGGACAGUGAUGAACAAGAUGGGGAGGACUUCUGUGAACCAGAGAUUCAAGCUGAGCAGAAGGAAGAGGAAGACAAGAUCCAAGUUCAACCAGAGUUACAAGCUAAACCCUCGACUGAAAAAGCAACAGUUCCUGAAGCAAAGAAGCCAGUGUUCAUCCCACCUCCUUACAAGCCUAAACUUCCAUUCCCAGGAAGGUUCAAGAAAGAGUUGGUGGCAAAGUACAAAGCGCUUUUUGAUAAACAAAUGAAGGAGAUCGAAGUGAAAAUGCCUUUACUCGAUGCUAUUGCUCUCAUACCUCAGUCCCACAAGUUUUUGAAAGAUCUGGUAAAUGAAAGAAUCAAGGAGACUCAGGGGAUGGUGGUACUAACUCAUGAGUGCAGUGCUCUCAUACAAAGGAAGGCUGUCAUGGAAAAGCUCGGUGAUCCAGGAUGCUUCACUCUGCCAUGCUCCCUUGGUCCAUUCGCUUUCAAUAAUUGUCUCUGCGAUCUUGGAGCAUCUAUCAGCUUGAUGCCACUCUCCUUGGCUAAAAGAUUAGGAUUCACGAAGUUUGAACAAUGCAAUAUCGCUAUGAUUUUGGCUGACAGGUCUGUGAGGUAUGCUAAUGGUAUCUUAGAGGAUUUACCUGUCAGAGUUCUAUGUGGAGAUUCCUACUGA